This is a messenger RNA of Mya arenaria, 3312 nucleotides long. Its product is annotated as N-acetylated-alpha-linked acidic dipeptidase 2-like. Gene Ontology annotation, molecular function: carboxypeptidase activity. The record is from RefSeq and is a predicted model, not a curated record. NCBI's taxonomy places the organism in Eukaryota, Metazoa, Mollusca, Bivalvia, Myida, Myidae. The coding region runs from base 286 to 2688 and encodes 800 amino acids. The transcript has 19 exons.
AAAGGCAAUAUUUUGUGGCCAACAUAUUUGUUCAGUAUGAUGUCUCCCUAAGUGGAAAUAAAUGGAUGAUUUAACUCCGACGUUUAAGUCGUAUUUUGCCUGAUAAGUGCUGUAAUUUAACAUUACAAAUUCAUCGUUUCAUACCAGCUUGUAUUGACUUUGUUUUGUGAUACAUAUCAAAUGGAAGAAGGAUUAUUAACCAUGUAAUUUAUACAUUAGAGGAUUUCAACAUUUUGGUGAAUUUGAUAUUUAUCAUGUUUUUGAAGUAGAACUCAAAUAUACAAGAUGCCUUCGAAGGGCCGAUAUACAGCUGGCAAGCAAGUUUCAAGAUGGGAGGCUGACUCGGAAAACAUCGACAUAGAGUACAAGAACCUUGAGGGCCAGAGUAACGGACCAGCAGGGUCAUGUUCAAACUGUACCUGUCCUCUUGGGGAGAAGAAACCGGUUGUGAUAAAAGUGUUGCUGUUCAUUAUUGUGUUUGGAGCCGGACUUGUGCUGGGUUUCAUUGUGAGGAAAACUGUGGAUAAAGGCGGGAAAUCGAUUCCAGAUGUGCCUGUGGACAUGGAAGGUCUCUUUCGAAUACAGCAGGAUUACAACCAGGAGUUCAGCCAACUCAUGCAGGAUGAUCUCGAGGAUGUCAUCAAUUAUGAAGACCACAUGAAUAUCAUCACGGAGUGUGUCCAUAUGUCGGGAAUGGGCUCAGCCAAUAAGCUGCUGGAUUACGUCGAAGCUAAAUGGAGGACUUUCCCUUUUGACACCAUCAAAAUAAAGCGUUACAACGUCACUUUAUCAUACCCAAAUUACACAAACAUCGACGCUAAUGUGGUGACAAUGCACGCGGCCAACGGGACCCUGGUGUUCAGGAGCCAGUAUAAUCGGUCGAGCGAACACCCGGAGUAUCUUCCUUUCAGUGCCUAUUCCCCUUCCGGUAUCGUCAAAACGAAGAGAGUAAUAUACGGUCAUUAUGCCAGAAUGAACGAUCUCAAAAGAAUUGAAGAGCUGCACGUAUCCAUAAAGGAUGCAAUUUUACUGGUUCGAUAUGGCAAAAUUACUCCAGCCAGCAAGGUAAAAAACGCCGAGCAGAGAGGCGCUGCAGGAGUCAUAUUGUACUCUGAUCCCGCUGAUUAUGCAGGGAACCAAUCAUCGGUGUAUCCGGAAAACUGGUGGCUCCCGGGUUGGGCCGUUCAACUGUCACACGUCAGAUAUCAACUUUCUGGAGAUCCCAAAACGCCAGAUUAUUCUUCAAUUACCGGAGUGCAUCAUAAAACAGAAACUAAAUCACAUUUUCCAAACAUCCCAGUGCAGCCAAUAAGAUACAUAGAUGCCAAAGUAUUACUUAGUAACAUGAAUGGGCCAAUAGUAGACAAUGACUGGUACGGAGGUUUGGGGAUAAAAUACCGACUUGGACCUGGUUACAUAGACGACAGAGAGGUGACGUUGUACGUAGACAACAUGAUACAAGAAAGGAUCAUUGAAAACAUCAUAGGCGUCAUGAAAGGACACGCUGAACCAGACAAAUAUAUCAUUAUCGGUGCCCACAUUGAUUCCUGGAUUCAGGGCGCAGUUGAUUCUGGGUCGGGGUAUACUGUUCUUCAGGAGUUAGCUCGGUGUUUUGCUUACCAUGUUAACAAAGGAUGGAAGCCGAGGCGGACCAUCAUGUUUGCAUUGUGGGAUGGAACUAAGUAUGGAAGCAUAGGUUCUUAUGAGUGGGUCCAGGAAUACGAACAUCAACUUCAAAAUGGUGCAGUAGCUUACAUUAACCUCGACUCUUUAAUCAGAGGUAACUUUAGUUUCACGAGUGCAGCUGACCCCUUACUGCGGUCGGUCCUUAUAGCGGCCACAAAGACCGUCCGACUGAACUGCACAGGAAUCCCGGGAUGCCAAAAAGACGCCACAGUCUAUGACCAAUGGUUGCAAAACUUACACCAAACUGGGGAUAAAGAUUCAUUAAGAUUCGAGUCAAUGGGAGAUGACAGCGACCAUGGGGCCUUUCUGUAUCGAACCGGGAUACCGGUGGUCUUUCCCCGCUUCACCUACGAUAAAAAUAGAUAUCCAGCUAUGACGUCAUAUCCGGCUUAUGGAGCAUUAGAAGACACCAAAGAAUACAUCGAAACAUUCAUUGACCCUGACUACACGUUGCACAUUACGAUGGCCAAAGUUGUAUCCGAUUUGAUUCUACGGCUGUCCGACUCCGCCAUACUCCCCUUUGAUUUAAACGGCUUGAUUGACGCGUUAAAAGACGGGAACCAGACAGUGAAUGUUGUUGCCAGACAAUUGCAAUCAUAUGGUUAUGACAUCAGUGAUGCCACCAAGGUUUUGAGCAGGGUUACACACAGGUUCGUUGACGUGGCCAAUGAUCUCAUGGAGGAUAUCAACAGUAUUAAAACACGAAAGUUCUCUAACUUCAGUGAGUUUGAUUUGUACCAUCUUAACCAUAAAUUGGUUCAACUGAGCCGAGCUUUCAUCUCUGACAACGGGCUUCCACACGCACAACAUUACAGGAAUAUUCUCUAUGCGCCAGACAUUGCAGAUAUUCAAAAUGAUCUCAUCUUUCCGGGAAUUGUCUUGCCAGAAGACAGAAAUGAAAUUAAUGAAGUGCUGGUGGACAAUCUCAAACAACAGAUAUCGCUUAUCGUGUUGGCUAUAAACCGAGCUAACGAAAUACUUAGCGAUGGUCUUCUAACUUGAAGACGGAUAGUUCAAAUUCUUAAAGAACUGAAUAGUUACGGGUAUUCCUAGGCAUACUAGUAAAGCAAUACUAACAUGGAGUGUUAAAUACAUAUCAGUUAUUUUUAUACUACACUUCAGAUAUUGACGAAAUUGAUAUAUGGCUGAGUAAAUAUGGGUUUAAGGACAUCGAAUGAAGACGUCGGAUAGCAACAGUUGUUGUCAAUAAGCGCUGUAAAGGCAUCUUCAGGCAACUGCUGGACCAAGAUUGUGAAAUGAAAAUAUAUUUGGCCUCGUCAGACGUAGGGGGAUGGACGUAUAUAAUAAAUAUCAUUUUCAAUUGAUAAACAAAAAUAACCAACCUUCGACACGCAUUGCGGGACAUGUUAGACGUAAUAUACGUUUUAUAGAAGUUAAUGAAUAUAAAGAUGACAUACAACACAAAAUUCUGGUUGAAUUGCGUUUUCGUGACAUAUAAGGCACAGUCACAUAACAUUUGGCAUGGAAGGCACAGUCACCUACCAUUUGACGAUAAUUCAAUGUCAAUUAUGUAUGUGUACUACGUUUGAAAAUAUAUCAAAAGGUGAUAAUAAUAAUUUGUUAUUAAUAAUUUUCUUGAUAAGUAUUUUAAGUAUAAAAUUGGAG